Molecule: messenger RNA, 553 nt
Organism: Aspergillus ibericus CBS 121593
Lineage: Eukaryota; Fungi; Ascomycota; Eurotiomycetes; Eurotiales; Aspergillaceae
Exons: 1
Coding region: 168-494 (108 amino acids)
Source: RefSeq, a predicted model, not a curated record
GUAAGGAAGGACAGAACCCAAAGGACAAAAACAAAGUGACUGACGAAGGACUUGAUAUUCAAUGGGAGAGGUGAUCAUCGGCGAGGUAUAUAUACCCCUGAGCCAGAUUCCCUGCCGUGCCUGCGGGAUCGGGCGAUGGAGCCCUCCCCCAAGUCUGGAACCCACGAAUGGAGCAGCGCUCCCAGCUGAGGGCAUGUUGGCCCAUCUGUGAUCGAGGGACCCGGAUCUUCGAGGCCAAGCUAGCCAAGUGGGUUCGCCGGGUGCCAGUGGAAACUAGGAGGCAAACCAGAGCGGACUACCGUUGUAGGUGGGUGCAUCCGAAACAGACUAAGCAGAAUCAGCAUACUAUUUCAGGGAACGGGGUUCCCUGCACUGCGAAGGUAUUAGUCCCGAGCGAUGCGGGUCGCCACUGGCCUUUUCCGUGCAUCUUAUUCGAGUUUGUCAUUUGGGCAAGCAGAGGGCGCUGUAAGCAGGGGGAAAGCCUAGGCCGGUGAGCCACAGCCCAAGUUCCGACAGCAGCCGUGGUGAGAGCCUCCGUUGUCAGGGAGUAGAC